This is a messenger RNA of Jatropha curcas, 3088 nucleotides long. RefSeq names its product Protein kinase superfamily protein. Gene Ontology annotation, molecular function: ATP binding; protein kinase activity. NCBI's taxonomy places the organism in Eukaryota, Viridiplantae, Streptophyta, Magnoliopsida, Malpighiales, Euphorbiaceae. Gene Ontology annotation, biological process: protein phosphorylation. The record is from RefSeq and is a predicted model, not a curated record.
AAAAAAAAAAAAAAAAAAAAAAAAGGAAAUUUGUAGUGUUACUGUGUUAGAGAGAGAAGGAAGAGCUCGAGCUCUGAUCGCUCGGGCUCUACAAAUCACGAAUUUGUUAUCAUUUCAGAGCUUCUAGAGAGAGAAGCGGUGCUCUCUAAUUCGCAGAGGAACAGUAAACCUCGAGCUCUCAAACUCUAAGCCACAAGCCCUAAUAUUCUCGUAAAGAUACUCCGUACAUAUUCAUAUUCUUCGUUUCUCUGGUUCCUUUUCUUUUUGGAGCGUUUCUUUGUUCUCUGUUUGAAUGUUCCUUUCCUAGUCCUUCCUCUUUAUGUUGUGAUUUUUUUGGGUUCCGAGAUCUCUUCCUGUUUCACUGCCUCAGAAUUUUGGAUUCUCUGUUUUGUUCUCUUUUUUGCCUUUUGUUUUGCGUAGAAUUGAAGAGUUUUGUUGUAAGGAUGGGAUGCUAGUGGGAAUACAACAAGUUCGGGGAAUUUCGCAUUUCUUGCUUUCUUGAACUUGCGGGUUUACUUUUUUAUAUCUUCUUUUGCUGAUUGAGCAAGUUUCUCUGUUAGUUUUCCUUUGAUUGUGAGAGAAGUUAAGGAUUUGGUUGAGUUGCUUGUGGAAGUUGCUUGAUCCACUGAGCUAGGAGCCCUGCCAAUUAGGGUUUCCUACCCAAUUAUUUUUGCUCUUCAAGGCACACACAGUAGACGGGUCAUCAAUGAAGCAUAAUUACAUGUAAUGUUACGUGGUUACUGGAUAUGGAGAGGGUUGCAGAAUCAAAAGCUCUUCCUGUGAAAUUGCCCGUUGUAGGCCAGGUGUCAAAUGCAUCCAUGGCCUAUGGAAGAGAAGGGGGUCAGGUAACAAAGCACCAGACAGGAUUGGUAAGAGAAGUAGUGGGACGAUUUAAUGCACAAGGCUCUGUAGUUAUGGACUUACCUGUCCCUGUAAGACCGUGGAAGGGAAAAGACUCUUUGCCUGUACGGGAAGAGCUAAUGCUUGAUGUAGUCACUUCUAAGGGAAGUGGUGAUUCAUUUGAUGAAGGUGGCCCUAGUUCUUUUUCUGGGGCUAGUCAUCCACCAGAACCGAUUGACACAGAUCUAAUGAAAACGGUUUAUGUACCAAUUGGGCAAAAGAAAUCCGAGGCUGGAUGUCUCAUGAAGAGUAUGUCUGUCAAGGGGCCUUUCCUGGAAGAUCUUUCAAUCAGGGUUCCGCCUAAGAAACCAAGCCCAGUUGUUCUUUCACCAGCAGAAAGUUUGGUUGAAGAACCUAAUGACUUAGUUGCUCUGUCUUCUCCAUUUUCAGUUCCUCGUGCAUCACAAAAUACCGACAGCUCUUUCCUUCCACCUGAUUCAGAGGAAAAGGAAUGUGUGUGGGAUGCUUCUUUGCCUCCAAGUGGUAAUGUAAGUCCACAUAGUAGCAUUGACAGUACUGGUGUUGUCACAGCUAUGAGCAUUGUCAAUAGUUGUGCCAGUACAUAUAGAAGAAGUGAUGCUAUUACAAGUGAUGGCAUGCUAAGUAUUGAAAGAAACUGUGAGAGUACAAAGGGAAGUGUUAGUGUUAGAGGAGAUUCACUUGAGAGUGCAAAGACUAGCGUUAGCCGCGCAAGUGAUAGCAGUGGCCUUAGUGAUGACAGCAAUUGGAGCAACAUCACUGGGAGUGCAAAUAAGCCGCACAAAGGAAAUGAUCCUAGGUGGAAGGCCAUUCUUGCGAUCCGAGCACGAGAUGGGAAUUUGGGCAUGAGUCACUUUAGACUACUAAAGCGGCUUGGUUGUGGUGACAUUGGGAGUGUGUAUCUUUCAGAACUGAGUGGGACUCGUUGUUAUUUUGCAAUGAAGGUAAUGGACAAGGCAUCUCUUGCAAGCAGGAAGAAGUUGACUAGGGCUCAGACAGAAAGGGAGAUCUUGCAGCUAUUGGAUCAUCCAUUUCUGCCAACUUUGUACACACAUUUUGAAACUGACAGAUUCUCAUGUUUGGUCAUGGAGUACUGUCCAGGGGGUGAUCUUCAUACCUUGAGGCAACGGCAACCUGGGAAACAUUUUUCUGAGUAUGCUGCGAGGUUUUAUGCUGCUGAGGUUUUGUUGGCACUUGAAUAUCUCCACAUGCUUGGUGUUGUAUACAGGGAUUUGAAACCUGAAAAUGUUCUUGUCCGUGACGAUGGGCACAUAAUGCUCUCAGAUUUUGACCUUUCCCUUAGAUGUGCAGUUUCACCUACCUUGAUAAAAACCUCAUUUGAUUCUGAUCCUUCAAAACGAGCUGCUGGUGGUGCAUUUUGUGUUCAGCCUGCCUGUAUUGAGCCCUCAUCUGUAUGCAUCCAGCCUGCAUGCUUUAUUCCUCGAAUCUUUCCUCAGAAAAGUAAGAAAAAGACCCGAAAACCUCGAGCAGAACUUGGACUGCCUGCUAGUGCACUGCCAGAGCUCGUAGCAGAACCAACUGCAGCCCGGUCCAUGUCGUUUGUUGGAACCCAUGAAUACUUAGCCCCUGAAAUUAUCAAGGGAGAGGGCCACGGUAGUGCUGUUGAUUGGUGGACAUUUGGCAUUUUCUUGCAUGAGUUGCUGUACGGUAAAACUCCAUUCAAAGGCACAGGAAAUCGAGCUACACUGUUUAAUGUGGUGGGACAACAGCUUAGAUUCCCAGAUUCUCCAGCAACCAGCUAUGCAAGCCGGGACUUGAUCCGAGGCUUGCUGGUGAAGGAACCACAGCACAGGUUGGGAGUGAAGAGGGGUGCAACUGAGAUCAAGCAACAUCCAUUCUUUGAAGGUGUAAAUUGGGCACUAAUAAGAUGCAGCACACCUCCAGAAGUACCGAGACCAAUGGAGACUGAGCUGCCUGGGAAAUUUGGGGCAGUUGAUCCAAUUGGGGUGGGCAGCAGCAGUAAAAGGAUGGUGGGGACAGACAUGAAGUCUGGUGGUAAAUAUCUGGACUUCGAGUUCUUUUAGUACAGGCUUGUUGUGCUGUGUUGUGCUAGUAUUAGUUGAUCUUAGAAGAGUAUGCCUCCAUUACUCUCCUCUGAUAAUGAACUUCAGUUCAGCUGCCUCCUACGAGGAAAAAUAGUAUUAAUUGAAAAUUAUUAAUUUUACUUUUACAUAGUGUUUGGAAUAAA